Plasmodium gaboni is the source of this 543-nucleotide messenger RNA. RefSeq lists its product as hypothetical. Bases 1 to 543 code for a protein of 180 amino acids. The transcript has a single exon. The record is from RefSeq and is a predicted model, not a curated record. Lineage: Eukaryota; Apicomplexa; Aconoidasida; Haemosporida; Plasmodiidae.
AUGAAUUUAACAACAAAGAAUAUUGUUUGCGUAUCGAUGUUUUCAUCGAUAAACGCUUUGUAUAUAUUACUUUAUAUUUUUAAUCAAACAUUUUUACAAGUAUUGUGUACUUUAAGUAUAAUGAUAUUAUUAUUAAGUGGAUUGCUUGUAUUUUUACAAGUACAUAAGAUAUCAGAAUAUAAGGAGAAUGAUAAAUUAGAAAUUGUAUCUAAAGAAAUGAUAGAAAGUUUUGUUACGUAUUUAUAUGAUAUGAUAAAUGACAAUUUAACAUUAGUACGCAAAUAUUUAUUAUGGACUAAUACUAUGGAUAAUGUUACCUUGAUUAUUGUAAUAUAUUGUGUUGGAAAUUUUUUCUCUUUUGUUAAUUUUAGUGUUCUUUUUUAUAUAUUGACAUGGGCUGUAUUUCUUUAUAAUUAUAUUAAUGAUGUCUAUAUAACCAAAGCAUACAAAAUUAUUCAACCAUAUUAUGCGGAUUUAAAAGCACAUGGAAAAUAUUUAUUUGACAACAUACCAAAAUUGAAACAUAUCAAGAAAACACUCUAA